This is a messenger RNA of Helobdella robusta, 4495 nucleotides long. RefSeq lists its product as hypothetical. Gene Ontology annotation, molecular function: ATP-dependent DNA damage sensor activity; mismatched DNA binding; ATP binding. The coding region runs from base 1 to 4239 and encodes 1412 amino acids. Gene Ontology annotation, biological process: mismatch repair. The record is from RefSeq and is a predicted model, not a curated record. The transcript is spliced from 35 exons. Lineage: Eukaryota; Metazoa; Annelida; Clitellata; Rhynchobdellida; Glossiphoniidae. Gene Ontology annotation, cellular component: nucleus; MutSalpha complex.
AUGGCUAAAACCCCCAAAUCUGCCGAUAAAAAAAUGAAAACAAUAUUUUCUUAUUUUAAUAAAACACCUUCUGAGAAACGAAGUGCACUAACGUCACAGUCCGAUCAGAACAGCGAAAUUGACAAAGUAGCUAGCGCGCCAAAAUUGAGAGAUGAAGAAAUUGUUGCAAACUUGAAAGUGAAUGAAGGGGAUUUGGUGUGGGCCAAGAUGCAGGGCCAUCCAUGGUGGCCUAGCCUUGUUUGCAAGCAUUGCAAAGAAGGUAAAUUUUGGAAAAAAGAAAAUGCAACCAUGAAGAUUCAUGUUCAAUUUUUUGGCAGUCCACCAAGUCGAGGAUGGGUUAAAGAGAUGUCUAUAAAGCCUUUCACUGGUUCAUCAUCAAAGGACUGCCAGAAGGGAGGUUUUCUGCACUGCCACCAGGCUGCAUGGAAGGAUGCUCUAAAGGAAGCUGACAAAGCCCUCCAUGUCAGCGUAGAGGCUCGGGAUAAGUUGGUUGUCACGAUCGAUUCAUCGGAUGAUCUUAAGAAAGGCAAAGAUGAUAAAGAGAAUGCUCCAGGAAAUUCAGAAUCAAUGAGCUCCUCGAGCACUCCAAAGCGAAAGUCGACACGAAACACUGGCAAGAACAAACGUCGUCGCAUAAUUAUGGAUUCUGAUGAAGAAGAAGAGGCUGGAGAUGACUCAAACGAAGAAUCAUUCCAACCAUCAACGGAAGAAGAUUCCACGGAUGAUGGCGUUAGUGAAGGUGACAGUGAUGAAACAAAUAACAACCACAAUAGUGAUGAUGAUGAUGAUGAUAAUGGCGGCAAGCCUAUAAAAACUAAAAAGCGUUCCAGAGGAGGCAAGAUUAAAUCAGAAUCAAAAGUUGAGAAGUCGCCAACAAGAGGUGUCGUAAGAGUUUUCCCAAAUCAAAUAGUCAAACGUAGUAGACCUAAAAAGUUGAAGAAAACUGAUGAUGAUAAAGAUGAUGACAUGAAGAUAGAUAUGUGUGAUGAUAGUGAGGACCGAAAGACUCAAGUUAAAACUGCACAAACAACAUCACCAAAUUCAAGCGGACAACGAACAUUCCCACACACAUCUUUCAAAUUUCUGCAACCUCCCUACAUCAUGGACGCAAACAGACGUAAGGAAGAUGAUCCUGAUUAUGAUCCUAAAACUCUCUACGUGCCAGUUGAUUUUCUUAACAAGCAAACCCCAGCCAUGAAGCAAUGGUGGGUAUUGAAGAGUCAAUAUUUUGAUACUUUACUUUUCUUCAAGAUGGGAAAGUUUUAUGAACUGUUUCACAUGGAUGCAGUCAUUGCGGUCAACGAAUUAGGCUUGCUCUUCAUGAAGAUUUCAACGAAUAAUGAACACUUUCAUGUUAAAAUUUUUGAAUCGAAUCAUUACAGCGUCAUUAACUAUACAAGUACCAUCUGUACACAGGGUGAUCAUGCCCACUGUGGAUUUCCCGAGAUAUCGUACGGUCGAUACUCAGACAUUCUUGUUCAACGGGGCUACAAAGUUGCUCGUGUUGAGCAGACGGAAACACCCGAUCAGAUGCAGGAGAGAUGCAAACAAACAAAAUCUUCAAGUAAGAUCGACAAAGUAGUUCGCAGAGAGAUAUGUAGCGUGCAAUCGAAAGGAACCAAACGAUCGAGUUUUAUUGAUGGAGACUGCUCAGGAACCAAUCACAACUUUCUUUUGGCCAUCGCUGAAAAGAACGUUGGUUCAAAAUCUACAUAUGGAGUUUGUUUUUUGGAUGUCAUGAUUGGAAAAUUUUAUGUAGGCGAGUUUGAAGAUGACAGACACGGCUCGAGGUUGAGGACACUGGCAUCUCACCACCCACCUGUCCAGGUGCUGUAUGAGAAAGGCAAGUUAUCAGAGAAGACAAAGAUGAUAUUCAAUGGUUGUUUGAGUCAGUGCCUCAAGGAAGGACUCAAAUCUUCCACUGAGUUUUGGGAUGCCACAAAAACGUUGAAGCAGCUUCACGAGUUGAAAUAUUUUCUCCCUGCUGGAAAUGAUGACAAUGAUGAUGAGAAUGCUGAUGGUGUUGAUAAUAAGACAGAGUGGCCUGAAAUAUUUCACAAGCUUACAGAUCCUGAUGACCCCCUUCGUUUGACACCAUCUUCAACUUUCCAGCUGGCGCUUUCGGCCCUAGGUGCCACCGUUUGGUACCUUCGCCGUUGUCUCAUGGAUGAAGAGUUGCUUUCUCUGAAGUCUUUUGAAUUGUACACGCCUGUUGACUACAAUACCGAACAAACUAAUGGCAGGAGUGGGAGUGAACAUGGCAACAUUUCAAAUGUUGAUGAAGAUGCGGCUGAUGAAAGUUAUUCCAGUCAGUGCAAUAGGUCCUCACAGUCCGUUGAGAGCACUAACAAAAGAAUGGUGUUGGAUGGGGUGACAUUAGUGAACUUGGACGUGUUGGUCAACAGCAGCAAUGGUACAAUUGAAGGCACUCUGCUCCAAAAACUUGAUUCCUGCAAAACUGCGUUUGGCAAACGUUUAAUAAAGCAAUGGUUGUGCUCUCCUUUGUGCAAUGUGUCAUCCAUCAAUGAUCGACUGGAUGCCAUGGAGGACCUCAUGAAGGUUAAGGAGGUCACAGCUUCCAUAGUUCCUCUGCUGGCCAAGUUGCCUGACUUGGAGAGAUUACUUAAUAAAAUUCAUACCCUUGGCUCUUCAAAGAGGAACAAGAACCACCCAGACAGCAGGGCUGUAUUUUUUGAAGAUGUAGUUUAUAGCAAACGCAAGAUUGAAGAUUUCUUGCAAACAGUUGAAGGCUUCAGAACCACACUCUCCAUCAUUAAAAAAUUUUCAAACUCCACCUCGGACUUCAAGUCCAACAUAUUGAAGCAGUGUGUGCUGAUGAAAAGUGAAGAUGACCAGGUUGGACGUGGGGCCGGCAGAUUUCCCAACAUCAAACCGACAUUGGAUUUUUUUGAUUCUGCCUUUGAUCAUCAGAAAGCAAGAUCUGCUGGCGUCAUCAAGCCCAUGUUAGGGGUGAACAAGAAUUAUGAUUGUGCUGUGAAUGACAUUAAAAGUAUUGAGGACAAGUUGAAUGGUCUGCUGGAUCAUCUGAAGAAGCAACUUGGCUGCAAGACACUGACAUAUUUUGGUACGGCACGCAACAGAUAUCAGGUGGAAGUGCCUGAAGCAUUUUGUCGUAAGAUUUCGGAUGAUUUUGAAGUGACGUCACAGAGGAAGGGUUUCAAAAGGUACCAAAGUGAAGAGAUAAAGAGGUGGUUCGCGAAGCUGAUGGAUGCAGAGGACAGGAGGGACGAGGCGCAGAGGGACACCAUGAGAUGCAUAUUCGACCAGUUCGACAGGCAUUACAACAAAUGGAUCGAAGCAACUCAGUGCAUUGCGGUGCUUGACGUUCUGUUGUCCUUGUCCGUGUACAGCGGUCAGUCGGAUGGUGUCAUGUGCAGGCCGAAUGUUGUUCCAUACCUCAAAGAGUCAUUCGUUGAGAUAAGAAGUGGCCGACAUCCAUGCAUCGGCGGCAGAACAUUCGUUGGAGGGGACUACAUACCUAACGAUACCAUCAUUGGUCAGCAGGACGAAUCCUCAUCAUCGCCUCGAGUUUUGUUGGUGACAGGUGCAAACAUGGGUGGAAAGUCAACACUGAUGAGACAAGUUGGACUCAUAUGCCUGCUUGCUCAGUUGGGUUGUUAUGUGCCAGCAGAGGUGUGCAGGUUGACCCCCGUGGACAGGAUCUUCACGCGGUUGGGUGCCUCCGACCACAUCAUGUCAGGAGAGAGUACCUUCUUUGUGGAGUUGAGUGAAACUUCGUGUGUUCUGCAACAUGCAACCAAACAUUCCCUCGUUCUCCUCGAUGAAUUGGGUAGGGGCACAGCCACGUAUGAUGGCAAUGCGAUUGCAAGCGCGGUUCUCCAGGAGCUGUCGGACAACAUACGAUGCCUCACCCUCUUCUCCACACAUUACCACACCAUCGUUGAACGAUUUUCAUCCAAUAGGAAUGUUUCCCUGGCGCACAUGGCCUGCAUGGUGGAGAAUGAAGAUGACGAUGAUCCAACCCAGGAAACCAUAACAUUUCUCUUCAAGUUGUCUUCAGGCAAUUGUCCAAAGAGUUACGGAUUCAACGCCGCUCGCCUGGCUGGCAUUCCCGAUCAAGUGAUAAGAGAGGCUCACACGAAAGCACGUCAGUUUGAAGAAUCAGUUAGGACCAUCAAGAUGUUCAGGCAGUUGUGGCGCAUGAAGUCCAGUGAAGCUGCCACAAAAAACAUUUCAUCGAUUAUUUCACAAAUCUGAAGCUACCACAAAAAACAUUUCAUCAAUUAUUAAAUUUAUCCGAAGUACUAAGCCCUUUCUCAUUCUAAAAAUAUUUGUAUCGUUUUCACGCAUGUUCAUUUUGUACUUAAAAGCAGGAACGCAUUGUUGCCAAUGUUGUAAACUGCAGGUAUUAUUAUCGGUGUUAUUUUUGAUUUUUUAACUACUUGAAAACUAUAAAAUUUCAGUCAGCGAUAAUUUUUUUUCAUAAAAAUAAAAAGGCACCCAUACAUCUUAA